AUGAAGUUAAGCUAAAAGCAUAUUCAAGAAUAAAUUUAGGGCAUUUUUGAUAGCAUUCAUCAAAAAAAAAGCAUAAAAGAAUAAAUUAUUAAACUUAGCGAUAUUGGUAAAUUAUAUGGGUUUGGGGAUGAUAAUAACAUUCGUCUGAAAGCCUAUCAGAUACUGCUAGGAAUUUCAGAUGAAGAAAUAAACUAGACAUUUACAUACACAAAAAAUGAUAAUUUUGAGGAUGGAGAUUGUUACAAAUAAAUAUUAAGAGAUUGCAAUGGGUCUUUUAAGCUAUUAGACGUUUGUCUAGAUAAGGAUGAAUAAUAAAUAUAAAAUCUUAGAAAUUAACUUAUUUUGAUGGUUAGUAAACUAUUUAAAGAAAAUACUUCUUAUUCAUAUUAUAGAGGAUAUGAAAAUUUUUGUAGCAUAUUCUUAUGGAAUUUUGGUAUAGAUAAGGGAUAUAAAUUGAUAGAAAGACUUUCAGCUUCUCUUUUAAGAUAAAUUUUUUAUUUUUCAAAGAAAUUUAUUUGA
Molecule: messenger RNA, 519 nt
Organism: Tetrahymena thermophila SB210
Lineage: Eukaryota; Ciliophora; Oligohymenophorea; Hymenostomatida; Tetrahymenidae
Exons: 4
Source: RefSeq, a predicted model, not a curated record